This is a messenger RNA of Coccinella septempunctata (seven-spotted ladybird), 1492 nucleotides long. RefSeq lists its product as uncharacterized. The record is from RefSeq and is a predicted model, not a curated record. Lineage: Eukaryota; Metazoa; Arthropoda; Insecta; Coleoptera; Coccinellidae. The coding region runs from base 158 to 1426 and encodes 422 amino acids. The transcript has 8 exons.
UGCAACCGCAAAGAGAUUAGUACACUUGAUUUAAACUAACGGAGUUGAUUUGAUGUAAUGUAUUGUUUCAAUUUUGUGGAGUCUCUUAAUCUUUGAUACACAGUUUUUGUUUGAUUUGUAAGUCAUUCUGUUCUCUGGGCUAUCUUACAAUUUCAAUAUGGUGUUGGAGAAUUUGAAAACCUUGAUUUCGCCAAACUUCAGCAAUGAUGAUUUGAUUGAAAUGGUGAAAAACUAUUCUAAUUUGAGAGAAAUAAAUAUCGAAGAUGUUAUAAUGGCACCACCCUCUCAGAAAAUUGGUGAUUCUUAUUUGAGUAAGAUAUUGAGAUUUACGAUAAAUGCUACUGGAACGAAUGAGAGUGGAGAAAAAGAAAAAGUGGAAGUCAACGUUAUCACCAAAGUACUUCCACCUAAUCUGGGUAGGAGGAAAACAUUGAGAUCUCAUGAUUUUUUCGAGAAUGAAAUAAUAUUUUACAACAAGGUGUGGUCAUCUAUGAAGGCAUUCUCCAAAAGUAAGGGUAUGAACAAAGAAUUUAACGAAAUUGUUCCAACAUUGUUAGCGUUUUGUUUGGAUGGAGAAAAUGAUUAUAUAGCACUAGAAGAUCUUUCUUACAAAAACUUCGACUCGAUGGAAAGGGGUAAAGGCAUAGAUUAUGAUACAACGAUGAAAGUUUUGAAUGUUUUUGCUAAAUUUCACGCUUUGUCUCUUGCCUAUAAAGAUCAGAAACCUGUAGAAUUCAGCAAAGCAGCUAGCAGUUUGAAGGAGGUAUACUUUAAUGAAAGACUUUAUGCUUGGUAUGGAAACUUCCAACAAAGUCUGUUUGAUCUUGUGAGAGAUGCUACGAAAAAAGAACUCCCCCAAAAGUACUUUGAAAAAAUUGAUAAGAUUUUCAAAGAUGACUUCUUCAAAAAAACAAGCGAUAUUUGCGAGAAUAAUCAUUCUCAUCUUUCGGGGGUAACUCAGGGGGACGCCUGGAUUCCAAAUUUCCUGUUCCGAAAGGACGAGGAAGCUCUCAAAAUCGCCAUCAUCGAUUUCCAACUGGCAAGAUGGGCGCCAUUCUCCAACGACAUCACCUUGUUCCUCUUCACAUGCGUGGAAGACAACGUUUUAUUAGAUCAUUGGGAUGAUUUCAUCAACGAGUAUACAGCCAGAAUGAAGCACUACGUUAAGCUACUUGGAAGUUCUCCUGAAAUCUUCCAGGGUGAUGAGUUCAAGGAAGAUAUUAAGAAAAAUAUUAUAUAUACCCUUGCUAUGGGGAUUGAAGGGCUUUCCAUGUCUCUCAUCGAGGGUUUUGACUUGGAUUUGAUCAAGUGCGAUGAGGCUGUUCCUUUGGAAUCAGUGUGGGUGAUUCAUCCAUUCGAAGAUGAGGAAAGAAGGAAAAGAGUGGCUAAUUUUAUAGAGUUUCUUGUUGACAAACAACUGAUUUAAAAAGGGUGACAUUCCAAAACAAUUAAAACUGUCUUUGAGGACUAAUAAAUGAAUGAUAAAAGUGGA